This is a messenger RNA of Acanthosepion pharaonis, 1302 nucleotides long. The record is from the annotation of a GenBank genome assembly. NCBI's taxonomy places the organism in Eukaryota, Metazoa, Mollusca, Cephalopoda, Sepiida, Sepiidae.
AUGCAACAUCAGACUGACAGAACUCUCAAAGAGAUCGGGGUCUGCUGUGAUAAAUGUCCCAUUGUAUGUCAUAUUUUCCCUCGUUUGUGUCUCCUGUAUUUUUUUUCAUCCCCAUUCUUAUAUAUUUGUCUAUUUUACUUUGCUUUCCGCGAAUUCUCUCCCCAUCUCAGACUCUUUCAAUUUCUUCAAACGUUUCUCUUCUCUUUCCCUCUUCUUUCUCCCACUUUUUUCUUUUUUUCUUUUACCUCUCUUCGAAUUUCUUUCUUUCUAUCAUUUCCCUACAUUUUUUGCCCCACUUCCUUUCUUUUUCUUUUUUUUUUCUUCUACUUCUUCAACCGUUUCUCUUCUCUUUCUUUGUCUCUUCGUCAGACAGCCAUAUUUUCCUCUUUUGAUAUCGUUCUUUUCCGUAAUUUUUCUUUUUCUUGUUCCCUUGCUUCUCUUUCUUUCUUUCUUUCUUUCUUUCUUUCUUUCUUUCUUUCUUUCUUUUCUCUUUAUCGCUUACUCUUCCUUUCUCUUUCUUUCGGUCCAUCUCUUCAACCUUUUUUUGUCGCUUUUCUUCUUUCUGAGAUUUUUUUUAUCACUUUUUUUUUUGUUUCCCGCUUUAUACGCUCUUUUUACUUCUUUUUCAUCGUCUCUUACUAUUUUUAUAAGUCUUUCUUCUGUGUCACUUUUUGCGAGUUUCCCUUGUCCAUUGAUCUUCUUUCCAUCUUUUUCUUUUAUCUUUCUGCUUGUCUGCGAUUGAAACUACUUCCUUCUCACUUCUCCUUUUUUUUCUCUUUUUCAUUUGUUCUCUUUUCACACUCUCUCCCUCUCUCCCUCUCUUACACUCUUUUUUCUUUACUUCACACUCACAUUUCCAUAUAUUUCCUCUUCCUUUUUUUUCUUCGUUAUCCAGAUAUUAUUCUUUUUCACUGUUUGUUCAUACUACAUGCAAAAUACUCCUACGCAUUUAUUAAGAUAUCUAUCUAUCUAUCUAUCUAUCUAUCUAUCUAUCUAUCUAUCUAUCUUCUCUUUACAGUCUCUUCAUAUGAGUCUAUCUAUCUAUCUAUCUAUCUAUCUAUCUAUUUAUCUAUCUAUCUGUUUGCUUAUUUCACUUUAUUCAUAUAUAUCUAUAUAUCUCUCAAUUCCAGUCUCUUGAAAUCUAUCAUUUCAAAUUUGUUUCUAUCUAUCUAUCUAUCUAUCUAUCUAUCUAUCUAUCUAUCUAUCUAUUUCACUGUCUUCCUAUUUAUGUAUGUAUCUAUCAAUUUCACUCUCUUCAAUCUAUCUCUCUAUCAUUAUCGUUCCGCCGGCGUCAGUAUUUAA